AUGCGAGAAAAAGAACCAUUGGUCGGUUCGUCCGAGUUUGGUCGGGAUGAAGACUCUACGGAAGCACUCUUGAAAAAACAUAACGCUCUCCUUGCCGAUAUUGAGGCAUAUGGUUCAACCAUUGAAGCUCUCGGCAUUCAAGCUAGUAGUUGCCGGAUGCAGGAAGCCCCAGUAAGUGAUCUACUCGGCAAAGAUGUAGUUAUUGCUUUAUAUGACUACCAAGAAAAGUCUCCUAGGGAAGUUUCAAUGCGUAAAGGAGAGAUCUUAACCUUGCUAGCCAGUAACCACAAAGACUGGUGGAAAGUGGAAGUGAAUGAUCGCCAAGGAUUUGUUCCUGCAGCGUAUGUCAAGAAAGUUGAGGCUCCUGUUUCUGACACUCAAGCUGGUUUAGCAGCCAAGCCACUUACUGUAGCGUCGCAGCAGCAACGUUUGGAGGAGCAAUACAAUUAUCUUCUUCAACUGGGUCGUGAUCGUCGAGAGAGGUUACAGGAUUCCGUCGAAGCCUACCAACUAGUUAGAGAGGCUAACGAUUUACAUCAAUGGGUAGUUGAGAAAGAACUAGUUGCUGUCACGGAGACCAUCGUUCCUGGAAGACUAGAGGAAGUAGAGUCAGAGAAAAAGAAGGUAGAUGAGUUUGUUAUGGAACAAAAGGAAAGAGAAGCUAGAAUAACAGAAUUGUGUGCCAAGGCAGAUAAACUCAAGCGAGGUGGCCAGACUGAAGCUGUUGAGAAGAUAGAAGGUAUUAUCAUGCAACUCCAAAAAAAGUAUGAACAGUUAGAAGAAGUCACUGCCAAAAAAGCUAAAGAAUUAGAAGAUAUAGAUGCCGUUCAACGCUAUCACAGAGAAUGUGAUGAAGCGAAAGAAUGGAUUGAAGAGAAGGAGAAUAGAUUACUAACAGAUGAUGUAGGUAAUGACUUCACAUCUGUUCAGCGUCUUAUACGUAAACAUGAUGCAUUAGAAAGGGACCUGGUAGCUUUGGGAGAAAGGGUUAAACAAUUAGAUUCAAAAGCUGCUGACUUGAUACAGAUCCAUCCUCAGGAUGCAGAAGCUAUAUGUACACAUCAAGAAGAGAUCAACCAUUUGUGGGAUGGUCUAGCUGCAACUGCUGAAAAACGAAAAGCCAAACUUUUAGAUUCCUUAGAUCUCCAAAAGUUCCUCGCUGAUGCAAGGGAUCUCCAGUCUUGGAUUAGUACAAUGAAUGGUUUGGUAUCGUCAAAGCAAGUGGGCACAUAUGUUACAAGUGCAGAAUCGUUGUUAGAUAGUCACCGUGAAUACCGCACGGAAAUCGAUACUCGUGCUCCAGCUUUUCAAAACUUCGAAUCCUUCGGUAAGGAGUUACUUGAUAAUGGACAUUAUGCUUCGGAGGUCGUACAGCAAAAACUCCAAGAAAUCACAGAAGCAAGAGAAGCUCUUAAUGUAGCCUGGCUAAAUCGGCACAAACUACUAGAACAAAAUCUAGAAGAACAGCUAUUUUUGCGUGACUGUGAACAAGCUGAGGAUUGGAUGGCUAUUCGCGAAGCAUCUUUAGCUGGUGAUGAUGUUGAUGGGAAUAAAGUUGAUGCAUUAAUAAAGAAACAUGAAGAUUUUAACCGUGCAAUCACCCUACAGGAGGUUAAGAUACAGUCUUUGAUGGCGAAUGCUGAUAAACUUCUGGAAGCUGAUCAUUAUGAUGCAAAUGCAAUUGAAGCUAAGCGUGGUGAGGUUUUAAAUCGUUGGACUCACUUAAAAAAUGCUAUGAUUGAUAAUCGUAGCAGGCUAGGAGACGUUCAAACGCUUCAGGCCUUCAUUCGAGAUGCUGAUGAGAUGGAGCUAUGGAUAAACGAAAAAAUGCAAUUUACAAUGGACGAACCUUAUAAAGAUCCUACCACAAAUAUUCAGGCUAAACAUCAGAAACAUCAAGCUUUUGAAGCAGAGCUCGCUGCCAACGCAGAACGUCUCCAAGGCAUUUUGGCAGCUGGACAACGUUUAAAGCAGAAGAAUCAAUGUAUGGGACAGGAAAGUGCCGUUGAAGAACGUAUCGCCAAACUCGCUAACCAGUGGGAUAAUCUUGUCAAUCGAUCUCACGAAAAAUCCGAAAAGUUACAGGAGGCCAAUCGUCAAGCUGCAUAUAAUGCUGGUAUUAAAGACAUUGAAUUUUGGUUAGGUGAAAUGGAAACAUCACUCGUUAGUCCCGAUCAUGGAAGAGAUUCAGCAUCUGUUGACAGUCUUCUGUCAAAACACCAGGUACUUGUUACUGAUAUUCGAGCCCAUGAAGAUCGUAUUAAGGAAUUAGAUGCACGCGCAGAUGAGUUUAUUAGGUCCGGUGCUUGGGAUGCUGAUAUGGUCCGUGAGCGCAAAAAAAUGAUUAAUGAACGAUAUGAAAAGAUUCUGGAUAUGUCAGAAAAUCGCGCUGUAACGCUUGGCAAGGCUAAGCGUUUGCAUGAUUUUUAUCGCAAUAUUGACGAUGAAGAAGCUUGGAUCCGUGAAAAAAAGAUUUUGGUUAGUUCAGAGGAUUAUGGACGUGAUCUUAUUGGAGUACGCAACCUACGCAAAAAGCAUGAACGAAUUGAAAAUGAGGUAGCAGCUCAUGAUCCAUUCAUCAAACAAGUUAUUGAACAAGGAGAGGAACUUACUGUUGGUGUUCAACUUGCUGAUCCUGAGGAAAUAAAAAAAAGAAUUCAGCGUCUCCAAAGCGCGUGGGAAGAAUUGCAAGGUCUUACAGCACUUCGACGACAGAAAUUAGAAGAGUCAUUGGCAUAUCAAGACUUUAUUGACGGAGUAGAAGAAGAGGAGGCUUGGAUUCUCGAGAAACAACAUUUACUUAGUAGUGAGGAUUAUGGUGAUACUCUUGCUGCUGUGCAAGGCCUUUUAAAGAAGCACGAUGCCUUCGAAACAGAUCUUAAUAUACAUAAUGAAAAGUGUAAAGAACUUUGUUUAACUGGAUCUGAUUUGGUGCAAUCUGAGAAUCAUAAUCGUUUGUCUAUUCAGCAACGAUGUGAAGGAUUGAUGGAAAAAUUGAAUGCACUCAAUCAGGCUGCCCAACGUCGCAAAACAAAUCUUACUGACAACUCGGCGUUUUUACAGUUUAUGUGGAGAACGGAUGUCGUUGAAUCUUGGAUAGCUGAUAGGGAAACGCAAGUACGUAGUGAUGAUUACGGGCGAGAUUUAAGCAGUGUUCAAAUUUUGCUGGCGAAACACGCAACUUUUGACACAGCGUUGGAAUCUUUCCACACAGAAGGAAUUCAAACAAUUACUGAACUUCACGAUCGCCUUAUCGCAGCAGAGCACAGUCAGAGUCCAGCCAUUAAGCAACGUUUCACCUCGCUAAUGGAUCGUUGGGAACGUCUACGUCGUGAAUCUGCCCGUCGCAAAGCUGAUCUCAUUCAGCUUCAAGAACAAUAUCGAAAGGUUGAAGAACUUUAUUUGGCGUUCGCUAAGCGGGCAUCAACCUUCAACUCUUGGUUCGAAAAUGCUGAGGAGGACUUAACUGACCCCGUGCGUUGUAAUUCGUUGGAUGAAGUUCAUGCACUUUGUGAAGCUCAAGAGCAGUUCAAAGCAUCUCUCAAAGCUGCAGAGGCUGAUUUUCAACAAUUAGCCCAAUUAGAUCGCGAAAUCAAAAGCUAUGGCGUUGGCAUGAAUCCGUACACUUGGUUUACAAUGGAGUCACUUGUGGAAACUUGGCGUAACUUACAGAAAAUCAUUUUAGAGAGAGAUGCUGAACUUCGACGUGAAACGGUUCGACAAGAGCAGAAUGACCAGCUUCGUCAACAAUUUGCAGUAGCAGCUAAUUCUUUCCAUCAAUGGCUGCAGAAAGUUCGAACAUCGAUGAUGGAAGCCAGUGGAACUCUAGAAGAACAGUUAGAAGAACAUCUCAUUCUGGAUAAUCGAUACACGGAACAUAGUACUGUCGGUCUAAGUCAAGCUUGGGACCAGUUAGAUCAACUUGCGAUGCGUAUGCAACACAAUUUAGAACAACAAAUCCAGGCUAGAAAUGUUAGUGGAGUAAGCGAAGAGGCACUUCGCGAGUUCUCUAUGAUGUUCAAACAUUUCGAUAAAGAUAAAUCUGGGCGUUUGGAUCAUCGCGAAUUUAAAUCAUGUUUACGUGCACUUGGCCAUGAUUUGCACGAGGUUGGAGAAGGUCAAGUAGAUGCUGAGUUCGAAUCUAUAUUAAACGUGGUGGAUCCUAAUCGUGACGGUUACAUAACGCUUCAAGAGUUUAUGGCAUUCAUGAUAAGUAAAGAAACUGAAAAUGUUCAGUCUCGUGACGAAGUCGAAGAAGCCUUCCGUGCAUUAACUAAAGAAGGAAAAGAAUACAUCACCAAAGAAGAGCUAUAUGCGAACUUAUCCAAAGAGCAGGCGGAAUAUUGCAGUCGAGUCAUGCCUCCAUACUACACUAAAAGUGGUCAGGCAAUUUUGGAUGCCUACGACUACCAAGCCUUUACGAGACAACUUUUUGUGAGCUAG
Messenger RNA from Schistosoma mattheei, 4443 nucleotides. NCBI's taxonomy places the organism in Eukaryota, Metazoa, Platyhelminthes, Trematoda, Strigeidida, Schistosomatidae. The record is from the annotation of a GenBank genome assembly.